AUGGCACCUUCUCUCGCGAGCGUUUGGACAACUUCCUUCCCUCCAAAGCCCACUUUCACCGAGAAAGAUGUCCCAGACCUCAAGGGAAAGGUCUAUCUCGUCACCGGUGCGAACACUGGCAUCGGAAAAGAAUUGUCUCGCAUGCUAUACUCUAAGAAUGGCAAGGUCUAUGUGACGGCACGUUCCGAAGAUAAGGUCAGCCAAGCAGUCAAAGACAUCCAGGCUGCGGUGCCCAAUUCAUCAGGUACACUCGUACCACUUGUCCUCGAUCUCUCAGACCUUAGCACCAUCAAGGCCUCUGCAGAAACGUUCACCGCUGCUGAGUCAAGGCUUCACGUCCUGUUCAACAAUGCCGGGUUCAUGGGGCCCGAGAACAAAGUGGAGCGAACAGUGCAGGGUUACGAGAAGCACUUUGGCGUGAACUGCUUGGGACCUUUCCUCUUCACGAAGUUGUUGACUCCAACAUUGAUUGCCACUGCACAAGACAAGACAACGGCACCCGGCACAGUUCGUGUCGUCUACCUAACUUCGGCUGCCGCCGACCUCUUCAGUGACAAGAACACCAUUGUCGACAUGGAUAACUUGGAUUUCCAUGUUGAAAAGAAUGCCAAAUACCUAUAUGGGGCCAGCAAGGCAGGCGACUGGAUCUAUGGAUUCGAAAUGUCCAGGCGCUAUAAGAAGGAGGGCAUCAUUGGGCUCGGUGUCAACCCUGGAAAUCUCAAAUCGGACCUCUUCCGCCAACAGGGAGCGGUGUUCAGGGCCUUGACAGGCCCGAUGAACUAUCCAGUUGUGAAUGGCGCAUACACUGAGCUGUGGGCAGGUCUGUCGCCAGAAGUCACCCUUGAAAAAGCAGGAAGCCUUGCCGCGACCAAGUCAAGUGCUGAGGGUGGCAAUGGAACCACGCAGAAAUUCUGGGAUUGGAGCGAAGAGCAAGUGAAAAAGUAUCUCUGA
Messenger RNA from Diaporthe batatas, 951 nucleotides. RefSeq lists its product as uncharacterized. Bases 1 to 951 code for a protein of 316 amino acids. The transcript is spliced from 3 exons. NCBI's taxonomy places the organism in Eukaryota, Fungi, Ascomycota, Sordariomycetes, Diaporthales, Diaporthaceae. The record is from RefSeq and is a predicted model, not a curated record.